Elgaria multicarinata webbii is the source of this 744-nucleotide messenger RNA. Its product is annotated as prostacyclin synthase-like. Gene Ontology annotation, molecular function: iron ion binding; heme binding; oxidoreductase activity, acting on paired donors, with incorporation or reduction of molecular oxygen. Gene Ontology annotation, biological process: prostaglandin biosynthetic process. Lineage: Eukaryota; Metazoa; Chordata; Lepidosauria; Squamata; Anguidae. The record is from RefSeq and is a predicted model, not a curated record. The transcript has 2 exons. The coding region runs from base 1 to 744 and encodes 247 amino acids.
AUGGCGGGGAGUGGCCAUUCGCAGCAGAGAGUGGCUGAUUAUGCUGGCAGCGGCAAGGCCACAUGUGCCCACCAUUCCUGGGUUCCGUUCAGAGUAACGCAGGGCCUGCAGUUUUUUUGGCUCCUCCUGUUUCUUUUGAAAUACCCUUCAGCCAUGGCAGCAGUUCAAGGUGAAAUGGAAAAGAUUUUGAAAAGGAGACACCAAAAAACUGGACUAAUGGAUUGGAUCAGCCAAGAGGUUUUGGACAGCACACCCAUUUUUGACAGCGUAUUGAAUGAAACACUGCGUUUGACAGCGGCUCCUUUUAUCAGCCGAGAAGUCCUUCAAGACAUGUCCUUGAAACUGGCAGAGGGCAGCGAGUACCACUUGAGAAAGGGAGACAGGCUUUGCCUCUUUCCAUUCGUAAGCCCUCAAAUGGACCCCGAAAUCUACGAGGAGCCAGAGAAAUUCAAGUAUGACCGGUUCCUCAAUGCUGAUGGCACAGAAAAAACGGACUUCUAUAAAGGAGGGGAAAAGCUCAAGUAUUACACCAUGCCGUGGGGAGCGGGACUAAAUGUCUGCAUUGGGAAGUUUCUCGCAGUCAAUAGCAUCAAGCAGUGUGUUUUCCUCCUCUUAAGCUCUUUUGAUUUGGAGCUAAAAGAUCCCAAGGCAAAGAUCCCUGGUUUUGACAAGGAAAGAUAUGGCUUUGGAAUUGUGCAGCCAGAAAAAGAUGUCAUAGUUCGAUAUAAAUUGAAAGACCAGUAA